UUGAGCCUCUCAAGCUCUCGUCUCUUCUUGGGCGUGUGACCAUCAUCCCAGCCCAUUAACAAGAAUUUUGGGAUGUUCUCUUGGUCUCGAUUCGACUUCAUCGUGGGACGGCCGGAUAUACGAAGCGCACUUCUGGCCAGACGUCGUUCCCUGCACACCAGAUGUUUGAUGUUUUGAGUCUGCUAACCACCCGAUGGUAGAUAUCAUAACCUGUAUUGAGAGUUACAGACUUGAAAUAACUUCGCAUACCGCGCAUAUUAAGAAUGGGAAGGAUAUGGUCCUGUAAGUGUUAUGGGUCUUCACUCAAUGGCAAUGCAUUUCAAAUUCAAGCUCCUCUUUCGUGGGAUAAACCGUCUCAACAGCCUAACCCAGCAAACUCGUUGCUAUGCCCGCGACCCAUUUCCCAAUAAAGUCUCCCACUACCUGUUCCGUGCCAAACUCAUUGAUAAGAUUCGACUAGGCCUCCGCUCCAGCACUCCCAGCUCGCUUGCGCCUCUCCUAAAUCAUCGCCUUAUCGACUCAUUCGUUGUCACUCAUGCGCUCCGGUCUGCGCCUUCUGCAGACGCUGCCCUGUCCCUGGUGGACACCCUUCAAUCAAUUCCCCAUUUCUCGCAUACCCAGAACACCGUCCAUGCGCUGGGCACAGUCCUGGCCAAGUCCCACCGGACUGCGGAGCUCAAAUCCCUUAUUGAUGCUGUCAAUGCUGGCAGGUUUCGCAAUGUCCGUGUCACUUUUAUGAACCUUAUGCAGUGGUAUGCUGCGACUGGAGACCUUGACAUGGUACUCCGUGUUUGGGACGAAUAUAGGUUGUCAAGCGAGCGUGUAUGCACCGAGUCUUGUAACAUUGUCAUGCGCCUUUAUGCUCAAACGGGUAAGGACGACUCUGAGGCCGUGCAGGUUUUCUAUAGGAUGAUAAAUGAAGGGGCAAUUCCAAAUUCUAGGACUUACAAGGUAAUGAUUGAGCACCUUGUGAACUCCGGAAAGUUAGAGUCCGCAGUGGAGAUUUUUAAAAUACUGCCCUUGAUGAGAAUUAGACGCACUUCAAAUCAAUAUUUUGUUUUGAUGGAAGGACUUAUUGGUGUUGAGCGGUUUGACGAGGUCAAGGAUUUGCUCAAGGAAAUGAUGGUUGAUGGAAUAUUGCCGGGAAGAGCCAUGCGUUUGUCAUUGAAACGUAUGCAGGAGGCAGGAUUUGUCCAAGAGACAGAUGAAUUUCUUGUAGAAAUGUUGCCGGAUGAGAGAAUCAGAAGCAUAGGAUGUAGUGAUGUCCAUAGUGAUGAUGAUGAUCAUUAUGAUGAUGAUGAUGUGGAUGAUGAGGAUGAGGAUGCUUCUCGUGGUAGUGGAGGUGACUAUGUUGAUAGGGUUCAGUUAAAACCGUGGUUAGACCCAAGGGCCUUGGCAAGUGCCUUACAUCAUUGGAGCUCUGAAGAGGUAUUAGCUCUAGAGGAUGCGAGACUGGUGUGGACAACUCGGUUGUUUUGCAAGAUUCUUAGGAAUUUGAAGUCUCCAGAAACGGCAUGGGAUUUUUUCUGUUGGGUUGCUUAUCAGCCAGGAUUUACGCAUGAUGUUUACACGGUACAAAGGAUGCUGGCACUUUUAGCACGCCACGGGCAUGUUGAAUUGGUUGAUAAACUCCUAUCCAAAAUAAGAAGGGAGGGAAUGAGAUUGUCCUUCAGCACCAUGAGGUUGAUCAUUGACUUUUAUGGCAUCUCGAAGAGAGCUGAUGCGGCUUUAAAGGUCUUUCGUGAUGAUAGAACUCUCUGUGGUCCCAUAUCAAUUUUCAAUUUGAUGCUUCUGUAUUCAUCCCUAUUACGAACAUUGACCAAGUGCGGGAGGAAUUCUGAUGCCAUGGAUGUACUUGAAGAGAUGGUUUUGUGUGGGAUUUGUCCGGAUAUUCAGACAUAUUCUGGAUUAAUGCAUCACUUUGCAUUGAAUGGGGACAUCAAAACAGUGCAGAAACUCUUUGCAAUGGUUAGGCAAAGUGGUGUGAAGCCUGAUGGUUAUAUGUUUAAAGUACUGAUCCAAGCUUAUUGCAAAUCUGAGAGAGCUGCUCUUGCAUGGAGAGUUUUUGAAGACAUGAGGAAUUUAAAUUUGAUGCCUGAUCCUGUCACCAAAGAGCUGCUAGUAAAGAGUCUCUGGAAGGAAGGCAAGCGGAGAGAGGCUGCUGCUGUCGAAGAAAAUUGUGGGCAAACAAAAGUUCUUCAACUAACAUUGCGUGGUCACAUAUGGACAGUGAGCUCUGCAGAUCUUGCAAGGGUUUAUGAUAUUUAUUCAACAUGCUUUACAUCCACAGCUGGCUAGAGUUGUGAAUGUUUCUGCUAAACCAGCAAUUAUCUGCUUCAAAGCGUCUUUGGCAGGGCAAAGCAUGGCGAUAGUCAACUUUAGCUUCUCUGUUAUCACUCGGACAUCUCCUGGGAAGCAAGAAAACCAUGGACCUAUGCUUAUUACAGGAGGUCAGGGAAGCAUUCCACGUUCUUGAGAGAGAUUGCACAAUCUCAUCCAUGGCUGGUCGCCCUGCCGGAUUUUUGUUUAAGCAGCU
Juglans regia (Persian walnut) is the source of this 2536-nucleotide messenger RNA. RefSeq names its product pentatricopeptide repeat-containing protein At5g66631. The record is from RefSeq and is a predicted model, not a curated record. The coding region runs from base 292 to 2298 and encodes 668 amino acids. The transcript has 3 exons. Gene Ontology annotation, molecular function: protein binding. NCBI's taxonomy places the organism in Eukaryota, Viridiplantae, Streptophyta, Magnoliopsida, Fagales, Juglandaceae.